UCUGGGUGCAUGUAUAUAGUCACAUAAUCAUUCUACAUUAUGUUAUGGCAUGGGAUCUAAGUAUAUAGAUGUUGCAGUGUUCAUAAAGUCAUCUACUAUUUAUCAAAUCGACAUAUGAAUUACACAUUUACUAUCUGUUACAAACUCUGCAUGUAUCAUCGCCCCACAAGUGUACUAUUUUGAUGCCUUUCCAUUCCUUUCCAUUCCCAAAUAGUAUGUGUAUACUACAAACACCAUACCCUGAAGUAACAACUCCAUUCUCUGCUACAUUCUGCUAUUGAUAAUACGCACCACUAUUACUACAUCACUAUUACUAUAUUACGUAUGUGCAGUUUGUGUCCAAGGUGAAUGUGGUGUACGACUAGUAUAUAAGGAACACGUACAUGCACACAUACCAGAAACACGUAACCAACCAUUAUAGCAUUAAGCAGCACCAGUAGAGCGAUACAUUGCAUGGUAGCAAUAUGGAUAAGACAAGGAUCUUGACUAGACUACUCUGUGCAGUUGGACUUUGCACACUCAUUUCUGCAGUGUCUGCAUUGGAAUCAUCUCCUAUUCUACUCAUUCCAGGUUUUGGUGGGUCGCAACUGGACGAGAAAAAUGGCAAUUACGAUUACUGCAAUACAGGUGGAAACUACAAGCGAGUCUGGUACGACCUUUUCCUAUGGCGAACACGAAUAUGUUCAAAGGAUCUACAGUUAAGAUACGACAAGUCUAGUAAUACCUAUCAGAACAAAACUGGUAUUGAAGUCCGGGUUCCGGGGUUUGGAGAAACUAAAACAGUGGAAUACUCAGCUAAAUUCACUGUGUUCUCAGUUAAGAGUUACAUGAACAAUCUCGUACAACACUUUGCAAAAUACGGGUAUGAAAGAGGUAUCUCCAUUAGAGCUGCACCUUACGACUGGAGACUGGCUGCAGACGAGCUUGAUAGGACAGGCUAUUUCAAGCAGGUGAAAGGCUUAAUUGAAGAGAUGCGUAAGGCAAAUGGCCAACGGGUGACCAUCGUAGCACACAGUAUGGGGGGACUGGUGUCUCACUACUUUCUCACUGGCUACUCUGGAAUCGACCAAGACUGGAAGAAGAAGCAUAUCAAAGCCUGGAUAACCCUAGGGACACCUUGGGGUGGGGCAGUCGAGACAAUUCAAACAGUGUUAGCAAACGAGAGAACAGCUUCUGAUUGGUGGAAAGUAUUAGUACCAUAUGGCCGUACAUUUGAAAGCACUGCAUGGCUCUUGCCUAAACCUUCAUUAUUUGGAGACAAGGUGUUAGUUGAAACCAAUUCAAGGAAAUACACAGCCAACGAUUACGAGAAGCUGUUUGACCGCAUCAACUAUGAGGAUGGUUAUGCUAUGUUCAAAGGUACGCAGCAAAUUGACAGUGUUACCUACCCUAAUGUCCAGACUUAUUGUUACUACGGUAAAAACUUACAAACCCCAGAGCGACUUACGUAUAAGUUUGGAAUCAUUAACAGUUUGCACAAGAAAAUUAAGGGGGAGGAGGAGGAUCCAAUCAAAAAUGUUAAGCCAAAGAUAACGCACGGAGAUGGUGAUGGAACAGUGAACAUUGAUAGUCUACGAGUCUAUAAUACAGAGUGGUCAGAUAGGAAGGGAUUUGAGAGCAAAGAGUUUGACUCCGCUGAUCACAAAGGCAUUCUGAGUGAUACAGCAGUGCUUGAGGAUAUUGCCAAGAUCGUCGGAGCCCGAUGUUGUGGAAAUAUAGAGCAACUGGAGCAAUUGUUAGAGGCUUUGAACUAAUUUAGCAGCUCUAAACUAAUCUCUAGAAACAUUUGUAGUCAAAUUAUAGCACAAACAUUAGGUACGUGCUUAGAAGAAGCUAUAGGCUGCAUAGAAAUAUUCAUCUAUAAUAAAGAUGAUUUUUGUAAGAGCUGGAUUUCAAUAUUAUACUGGUCAGG
This is a messenger RNA of Halichondria panicea, 1912 nucleotides long. Its product is annotated as phospholipase A2 group XV-like. The record is from RefSeq and is a predicted model, not a curated record. Gene Ontology annotation, biological process: lipid metabolic process. Bases 465 to 1754 code for a protein of 429 amino acids. Lineage: Eukaryota; Metazoa; Porifera; Demospongiae; Suberitida; Halichondriidae. The transcript is spliced from 4 exons.